UGAUGGCUUAUCGCUUUUAGCAAUAAAGAUUUCAUUCAUUCAGAUGAAUGUAAUGACUAGAUGAACUCAAACAAAAGUUUCCCACGCAGCCCCGUUCACGCCUUUCUUCUCGGUCCCAGUUGGCUCCAUCACACCGAUCCACGGUUUCCAGAAGAUGAGCCGCCGUGGCACCAACUGGUCAUACGCCGAAGUGCUGGACCUCUUAGAUAUUUGGGGGGAGCAGCGGAUCCAGCAAGUCCUUCAGAGCAGCCACCGGAACAUGGACACCUUCCAGGUCAUCGCCAACGAGAUGGCCAAGCGAGGGCACGAGCGGACGGCCCAGGAGUGCCGGACCAAGACCAAAACGAUGCGGCGGGAAUACAAGAAGGUCAAGGAGAGUAAUUCGGUCGGGAAAGGGCGCACGGUGUGCCCCUUUUAUGACCAGCUGGAGCGCAUUUUGGAUUCCUCUGGGGGGUUGCAAAGUUUCGCCCCCCGGGAGGAGUCAAGAGGAGGAGAUGACGUUCGGCCGUGUGCCCCAGAAGAGUCGGGAGACUACCGGGACCUCUUUGACCCCUCCACUCAGUUUUCCGUUGAACUUGUCGAUUCGGUGGACUCCCCCACCGUGGUGUGCAAGAUAGAGAACACUAACGAGGAACCGACAGGCACCCCUCGGACGGCCGUGGAAGCCGACCAUCUGCCCCACCCCCUGCCGCCCACCCCACCCAGCAUUCCCAGCAGCCCAGCCACCACUGGUUCCACAGCAGAUGUGCAUAUAACGCCUUCUCACAGUCCAUUGGCCGGACCUACGGGCCACUCGGCUGCUGAACGCCUCGCCAACCUCCGGAACCGGCAUAAAAAAACCCGGAACGAUUUGGCCCUGGAACUGGCGAGAGCGGCCGACCAGCGGAUGCAGAUGGCCACCAACAGGAUCCUUUCCGCCCUCGACGAUUAUGCCAAGGUGGACCUGGAGGAGCGCGAGAAAGACCGGGCCGGGACCGAGCAAAUCAUUGCCAUCAUGCACCGCCAGACGGAACUGUUGGAGCUGCUGGUCCGGCAGCAGUCCCCUGCCCCGGCUGCCGUAUCUCUGGCCUCCUCGCGGCAUGCGUGGUCUCCACGGAUUGGGCAAGCCUGCCACCGGCCUACGGGCCCUUCCUCCUCCCGCCUGGGUGUUCCCCGCCGGCCGUUGACGCCCAGGGCACGGAACAGAAGGAGGCCUCAAAACUACAGUCCUUGAUUGUCCCGUUGCACGGAUAGCUUGCAGUUUGAGGAGUUAUAAUUUUUAUUUUUAUUUGGGUUCUCAACAUGAUUUGGGUCAUUUCCUCACCCCUCCUUCGGGUAGAAAAGAUAGCACGUUCAUUUUUAUUGUCUACCAAGUGAAAUUUAAAAGGCCUCACUUUUAACGUCUUCCAAGUGAAAUCUAAAAGGUCUCAUUUUUAAUAUCUACCAAAUUUAAAAGGCCACGUUUUUAAUGUCUUCCAAGUGAAAUCUAAAAGGUCUCAUUUUUAAUAUCUACCAAACAAAAUUUAAAAGGCCACAUUUUUAAUGUCUACCAAGUGAAAUCUAAAAGGCCACGUUUUUAAUGUCUACCAAGUGAAAUCUAAAAGGCCACGUUUUUAAUCUCUACCAAGUGAAAUCUAAAAAGCCUCAUUUUAAUGUCUUCCAAGCAAAAUCUAAAAGUCCUCAUCGAAACCUUUAUUGG
Messenger RNA from Elgaria multicarinata webbii, 1678 nucleotides. RefSeq lists its product as uncharacterized. Lineage: Eukaryota; Metazoa; Chordata; Lepidosauria; Squamata; Anguidae. The transcript is spliced from 3 exons. The record is from RefSeq and is a predicted model, not a curated record. The coding region runs from base 155 to 1213 and encodes 352 amino acids.